Austrofundulus limnaeus is the source of this 2062-nucleotide messenger RNA. It is a transcript of the gene krr1, whose product is annotated as KRR1 small subunit processome component homolog. Bases 31 to 1188 code for a protein of 385 amino acids. Lineage: Eukaryota; Metazoa; Chordata; Actinopteri; Cyprinodontiformes; Rivulidae. Gene Ontology annotation, molecular function: RNA binding. Gene Ontology annotation, cellular component: small-subunit processome; nucleolus. The transcript has 10 exons. The record is from RefSeq and is a predicted model, not a curated record.
UGUUUGCGUCACUUCCGCUUUCGCUCAGCAAUGGCGUCCUCCACGAAGGGAGACGGCGUGAGCGAUGCACAACCAGAGAAAUACUCUAAAAAGACGAAAAACCAAGUGGAUGAAUCUGAACUCCUGACUGUUCCUGAUGGAUGGAAGGAACCAAAGUUUACUAAGGAGGACAACCCCCGCGGCCUGCUGGAGGAGAGCAGCUUCGCCACACUUUUUCCUAAAUACAGAGAAGCCUACUUGAAGGAGUGCUGGCCGCUGGUGGAGAAGGCUUUAGAAGAGCUGCACAUCAAAGCUUCUCUGGACCUGAUCGAAGGUAGCGUAACGGUCUGCACCACAAAGAAAACCUUUGACCCCUACGCCAUCGUCAGAGCAAGAGAUCUCAUUAAGCUCCUGGCGAGGAGCGUUCCAUUCGAGCAGGCUGUCCGCAUAUUACAGGAUGACAUGGCCUGUGACAUCAUCAAAAUCGGGACUCUUGUGAGAAACAGAGAGCGGUUUGUGAAGAGGAGGCAGCGGCUUAUCGGUCCGAAGGGCUCCACCUUAAAAGCACUAGAGUUGUUGACCAACUGCUAUGUGAUGGUGCAGGGCAACACGGUGUCGGCGCUGGGGCCCUUCAACGGUCUGAAAGAGGUUCGUAAAGUGGUGAUGGACACCAUGAAGAAUAUUCAUCCUAUUUACAACAUUAAGACACUGAUGAUCAAACGAGAACUCACCAAAGACCCUGAACUACGGACGCAGAGUUGGGAACGCUUCCUGCCCCAGUUCCGCCACAAGAACUUGUCCAAGCGCAAAGAGCCCAAGAAGAAGAGCACAAAGAAGGAGUACACACCAUUCCCUCCUCAACAACCAGACAGCAAGGUUGACAAAGAAUUGGCCACUGGAGAGUUCUUCCUGCGGGAAAGUGUGAAGAAGAGGAAGAGGAUGGAAGAAAUGAAGGUCAAACAAGCAGAAGCACUCACCAAGAAGCAAGAGGAGCGAAACAAAGCGUUCAUUCCUCCUAAAGAGAAGCCUCUGAUGAAGAACAGCAGUAAAGCCCACACAGAAGGAAAGCUGGACAUCCAAGCCAUCAAGGACAAAGUGAAAAAAGCCAAAACAAAAAAACUCGGAGCUCCACCGGUGAACCCAUCUCCAGCCUCCAGCAGCUCCACAGACAAAAAGAAGAAGAAGAAAAAAACAAAAGGCAAAAGCUAACGACGUCAACCAGGACAUUUAUAACAUGAACAGAGACUGUAGCACACAUGAGGUCAGGACGUGGGGAUCAAAAUGAACAGUUCCUUCCCAAAGUCUCAGUAGUGCUUUUAUUUUUUUUAGCAUAUGAAAACCUCUCCUGUUGUUUUCAUCUGCUGUCUUUAAGGUUUGGACCGGACAGUACUUAUGCUCCAAAUUUUUUAUUUAUUUUUUUUAAGGAAGACGUGUUCAUGUUGAGGCUCAUUUAAACACAUAAUAUCAGUUUUCAUAGAUUCUCCUGUAAAUAUAAGCAUAAUCAAGCAGGAACAUGAGUGUCUAACGUGGUUUUUGCUCAACAAUCUUUUAAUGAAAGAAUUCAUGGUGGACUCAGAUCAUCAGCCCUCCACCACCAUGCCUCACAGUUCAGCUGUUUGUCCUGAAUCAAACAGUUGUGAAGAUCAUUCAGAUGCAACUUUACAAACCUAAAUUGUGUUGCCAUGUUGUUUAUUAGACAGGGUUUCUCCUGCAAUGUGUUCAACCUGUUGAGUUUUCUAAUUGUCUUGUCAUGACCUUUAACCUUUAACCUGCUAACUGAGGCCUGUAGGGUCUGAGAUGUAACUUCAGUUUGUUCCUGUUUCUCUGAGCAUUGUAUGGUCUGACCUUGGGGUGAUUUUCAUUUAUGAACAGUCUUCCUCACUGUUGAAUAAUGAACUUCACGAGGUUUCGAAAUGACCUUCGACCUUUUUAUAAACUCUUAAUAGAGACGCUCACUGAUGAUCAGUUGCGCUUGGCUGCAACUUUAUCUUUUAAAUACUAUAAAAGCAGCAACAAUAGACGUUUUUCUACAAAACAUUUUUCCAUUUUGACUUUUUGUUGAAUAAAUAAUGACAUGAUGGAG